AUGGUAUCUUGGGAGGACUCUAGGAUGACAGCGCUGCUGGCUAGCCUUCUGUUGCUGAUCUCCUCACAAAUGCUGGCUGCAUGCCAGCUCAUGAUGGAUAUGGCUCUGCAUUCCUUUGAUGACCAGUAUCUAGGGUGCAGAGAGCAGGUGAUGGAAGAACUGGAGAGAGGAGACUAUUUCCAAAAGGAAAUAGCUGCUAACAAGGACUAUUUGAGUCUCUGGAAGAAGGCUCAAGAGGCUAUGUCAAAGAGCCCUGUAGGUCUCCUGAGGGAGAUGCAUGAGAGCCAUGCCAUAGUCCUCAUGGCUUACACCAUGAACUCUUCCCUGCAUUCGCAGCUGAACUGGGCCACAUCUAUAGGAGGAAGCUCACCAGAACACUACAGACACAACUUCAGUUUCAAAUAUCUUCACUUUUACCUGACAACUGCUAUCCAGAUAAUGAAGCAACGGCAGAGCAGCAAGGAGAGCGCAGGGAAACGUAAGUGCUACCAGGUGCACAGAGGUGUAAAAGACUUGUAUAUCGAAGCCAAGGAAGGCAGCAAGGUGCGAUUUGGCCGUUUCACCUCUACCUCCCGCCUCUGGAAUGAAGCCCAGAAGUUUGGGAAUGAAACUUUGUUCACCGUGACCACUUGCUUGGGAGCAGCUGUGCAAGGCUUUUCUUACUACGUAUCUGAGAAGGAAGUCCUCAUUCCCCCUUAUGAGACGUUCCUUGUCAAAAGCUUCUCUCAGACAGAGCACGGUAACCGGUUGCAUCUGCAUUCUGUGGGGAACUACAGCAAGUACCACUGCCAUCUCGUAGGAGCUUCAAGAAACAAGAACAGUGGUUCCACUGUCCUCACCUCUGUCAUUCUUCCUAGUGCAGUUGGAGUUUUCAUGUGCUUGGCUCACAGUGACUGA
Molecule: messenger RNA, 897 nt
Organism: Nestor notabilis (Kea)
Lineage: Eukaryota; Metazoa; Chordata; Aves; Psittaciformes; Psittacidae
Gene: ART4
Product: ADP-ribosyltransferase 4 (Dombrock blood group)
Exons: 3
Coding region: 1-897 (298 amino acids)
Molecular function (GO): NAD+ poly-ADP-ribosyltransferase activity; NAD+-protein-arginine ADP-ribosyltransferase activity
Source: RefSeq, a predicted model, not a curated record